AAUUACUUUGAAUCGCCUCCCCUUAUAGUUUUCUUUUGAAGUUUAACACAUUCGGUAAAGAACCCAUCGUAAAUCUAUUUUACUUUCACUUUAAUUUCCUUACACUAUAAUUAACUCAUGAUAUAAUUAACUUCAGGAAUACUCGAAGGUGUGGUUGACUGUAGCGUUAAUUUCAAUUUUAUUCUCGUACAUAUGAAAAAUAUUUGUUGGCCUACGGACCCAGUGUAUGAGACUCGUGAUAGUAGUUAAGUGAACUCGAGUCCACGAUGGUCAUGCAAGGAGCGUUCAAGUUCUUCAACAUAUCUCGGGACUCACAGAUCAUAUCGAAGGAUGGGAGCCGCAACGGCCCAGCAGAGAACUCGAACAUGAAUAAAACCUCAACCAACCCGGCCAACUCCGCCGCCAACAAGCGAGGCGUACGGCGCUGCCGGGCUGUGUUCAGCUACGCGCCCCAACACGAAGACGAACUCGCGCUCACCGAGGGAGACGAGCUCGUACUGCUGCAGGAGGUGGAGGAGGGCUGGUGGAAGGGGGAGCUCCGAGGACAGGUUGGGAUGUUUCCGUCCAACUUCGUGGAGGAAAUCAUCUCUGAUGAUCGCCCUACCAAGGAUGGCGUCGAAGUCUGCAACAAAAACAACAUCAACGCCAACCUCGCAACUGAUGGCGAUUGUGAGGUGAAGCCCAAGCCUGUGCCGUCCCGCGGCCACAGCGGCCGCGACGCCGACCUCAAGAAGGAACUUGUUAAGAAACUGCAAGCCGUUAAUGGGAAGACCCCGGGCACCCCGAGCUCCGGCGUGUACCCGUCGCUGACGGGGGCGGGAGGACGCGUCGAGAAGACGCCGUCGUUGGGGCGAGCAGACAAGACAAAAGACAAGAUCAACUCAGCUAUUGAGAAGGAGGCCGGCCUGUCUAAACCUGCUUCUGAACACAAGGCACAGCGAACGCCAUCUGGCAGCAGCAGACCUUCGUCUCUCAACCGCAAGCCCGUGACCGAGUCCGUCCCCCCACCGCUACUCCCCCCCAAGCCAGUUCGAGAGAUGGCGCGCGUCCUGUACCCCUACAACGCGGAACACGAGGACGAACUAACUCUCAAGGACGGCGACAUUAUCACCCUCAUCUCCAAGGACCUCGAGGACCGUGGCUGGUGGAAGGGAGAGCUCGCUGGAAAAGUCGGGGUUUUUCCCGACAAUUUUGUUCAGAUCAUCAACUCCGACGAAACUCCUAAACCGCCGAGACCUGACAAGCCUCCCACUCUGGGCACUCAGAACUCUCCCACCGCUUCCGCCAGCUCCUCUCCCACUCCUUCAAACGAUUGCCCGGCAAUGAAUGGGAGCAACGAGAAGCUGCUCCACCUCAACCAGCAACGACCCAAAGGACCGAGCCGCCGCCCGCCUUCUGCUGUCUUCAAGGAGAACAUGCGGAAUUCAAGCGAGAGUGACUCUAAUAGCGGCUUAUCCUCAUUGCUCAGUCCAACAAAUUCCUCGAGCGCUGUGGGCUUCGGCUUCCCUGCCAAAGAAGAGACUUCUACGGACGCGCUAAUUUCAUCAAUAACUGAAGAACCAAACGAGGCUGGUGUUGCUCAGAAGGGAGUCGCCAGGAAGCCCUUCACGAGCCCCUCUCUGGGGAACGGUUCAGCUACACCAAACGCCAGAACCCCGUCAGUGCCCGCCAAAUCUCCCUCCAUGCUAGGAGGUGUGGGCUCCAACCAACCUACUGUGCCCUGGCUGGAGGAACUCAAUGCCAAACAAAAAAGGAAAUCCCUCAUGCAAGAUUUGGAGCGAGAUGUGCCUCCGUCUUCGCCAACACUGAAUCAAAGCAAACCGGCUCCUUUGGCCACAAAACGGCUCCCCCAAACAGCGACCGCCUCAGUAGGUUCCGACGCCCAGUCUGCCAAACCUUCGGAGGACACAAUUAUCACCAAACCACCUUUGGCCCAGUCUCAACCUUACAAGUCAUUCAGUGAUGACCUGCAGAAGCAGCCUCAACAGCCCGACCUGAUCUCAACGGCCGCGCCGGCUCGAAAAGUAUCCUCAUCCUUUGGUAAACCAGAGCAAUCCCAGUCGGCAGACCAAAGUCAAGUUUCAGAACCAUCGUCAUAUGUUAAAGAUGCCGCAUUGGUGCCUGGCUCGACGGCCGCUAUUGCCCGACAUUUGCAGCAACAGUCACAAACUUCUCAGUUGUCUUCUAGAAGUCCCAUAUCCGUGAGCUCAAAUUCUUCAAUCCAAUCAAACUCAAACUUGACCAAACCAAAACUAGCGAAAGCUACUAUUUCUUCCGGCACUUCAAGUACUUCAAUUUCUUCCACUCCCUCGCAAGGCCCGCUUCCUCUUGGUGAAACAUCUCAUUCGGCUCCUGUUGAGGCCAAUUCAUCGGUAAACUCUCAAGUGACACCUCUUGAUCAUGCAGAAGCUAAUCCAGCUGUCCCAAAUUCGGAGACCAUCACCUCAUUAGAUCCCAGUGUCAAAGCCCCUUUGAUCCAAAACGAUCCUACUCUCAUCCUACCUUCAUCAGCGCUCUCAUCCACCACCCCACCAUCAUCUCAUUCUGUCACCCGGAACACUUCAACAGUCUCGGCACCCGCAGUCAUCCCUGCCUCUGCACCCAUUGUAGCUCACCUUCCAAGCACUGACAGCACUGAUUCAACCAACGCCGGCACAAUUAAAGUAGAAGAAGCAGUUAAUGCUGUUCUUGUCGUAGUCUUGCCCAAGAUUAGCGAGCUGGAGAGCCGGCUAGAAGAACAGAACCGCGAGCAUUGCCGCCAAGUGAAGCUUCUCACCGAGGAACUCGACGAAGAGCGCAAGAAACGAGCCUGUCUCGAAAUUGAACUUGAACGCUUGAAAAGAACCAUGAAUAACUACGCCGCUCACGUGUAAAUGAACCUCAAUCAACAGUGGCAUCAGUUUUUCUUCAUAUUGAGGUAGCACAGUUCAUCUUGCAUGAAUGAUUAUAAAUUUUCCAUUGGUUAUCAGAUUUUCUUGAGAAACACAACAUGCUUUGGUACUUGGAGGGCUAUUGCCGUAUGAUGGUUACUCUUUGUUGUUUUUACAUGCUUUUGACGACUUGCGACGAAGGAAUAAAUUUAUAUUUUGCUUCUAUUUCAGUGGUAAAAAAUUUGUCACAAAUGGUAUUAUCCGUUAAGAUUUCAACUAUCCGUCAUAAUUUUAAGAUGACCAGUAACGCUAUUGUUUUUGAGUGAAUAGAAGCGUGCCACACUUUUCCAAGUAUUACAAUUUUUGCCACAGGUUUCAUUAGUGGUAUAUUUUGCUGCGCAGCUCAAUGAGCUUAUUGAGCUCAUCACCUGUGCAACUGCGUCCAUAAGAUAAAUCAUGAGUAUUAACUCGAUAAAUUAUACCGGCCUUCAGCUCAAAAAGUUUUGAGGGAAAUGUUGAUUAUAAUUAGUUUAAUUACUGAUUGCGAGUGCACCUUCACGAUGAGUCUUCAAGGUCUGUUUUAUCCUGCAGGUCGGCGGGCACAUGAGAAAUAAAUUGUGGAUAAAAUCAGAAUUGGGGAGCAUUUACGAUGUACCUAAAAUUUAUUUACUAUAACUCAAAUUAAUUUCCUAUGGAACUAAUUAAUUUUUUUCUCUGGAAGUGCCAUCGUGUACUGAACCUGGCGAAUUCCUCGCGACCCAAAAUCGCUUGCACAAAUCAUUGCUCAACCUAACAAUCCUCGGUCACAAAUUUAACGAUUCUUCAUUACUGACAUUUAUUUUGUAGCUUGUUUGGUUGUAAUUUAUAGACUGAAUAGAGCUCCCACUCAGUGGCCUAAUCUACUGUAUCUAUUUUGUUGAUUACAAUGGCGUUUAUUACGUAGAGUGAUCGUUUUCAAAACAUGAUCAUCUGCAAAUGGUUGAUAUAUACAGCUAACUUAAAUACCUACUUAGAUUUUUUGCUUACUCUUCACUAUAUCGUCAUAGUGAUGCUUAGUUUUUUUAAAUUCAAAAUGUAACUGUAAUUCAGGAAUAACAUUUCUUCUCAAUCACAAGAUUUAUUCCAAGAUUUUUCUCGGUUUCAUCGCUCUGCUGUUACAGAAUGCCCAUUAUUGGCUUGAUGCUGCUCUGUCCGCACAAAAAUAUUGUCUAGUUUAAACAAUCCGUGUUAUGCUUCUAUACCUAUUUCUGUACAUUAUGCGCUGGGCAACUUCUAAUUUAAUUCCUGACUGUGUUGUACAGUUUUGUACGACUUUUAAUGUGGAGUUAGCAUGUAAGGAUUGAUCGGGAAUGUAGCGCUUUUGUCUACGCUAAUAUGCUCUUGGAUAUUGUCUGUCGUCCGGUGCAUUUCGAUUGCAUGGCAUAAUCGUUCUAGAAAUUUUCAAAACAUUCUUCCAAUUCAGAUGUUUAAUAUGAAUUUAAAAUCACGCGUGAGAAUUGGUUGAAUACAUUACAAUUACAGCACCGUUGAAAACCUGCAAGCAGAUAACGAGUUGGACAACUAUUUUACAGACUGAAGUCUCCCAUCCUUUGUUGCGCUGCAAUGAAUAUAAUAACGUAAAUGUGGUAGCUAUCGUUUUUAUAGUUGGAUUAUUUGUAUAUUUUGUACAUUAAAGGUUUUUUGAUUUUUAUUGCUUUCACAAAUAUAGAUUAUUAGCUGUAAUCCUUCCCAUCAUUCUUUCUCUUUUUUAGUCUAUUUCCGUUUUAAUUCUACUGCAUUAUAUGGUCUCUUAUACCAUUUCUCAUCUUCUUUAGUUUCGAUAUAUUUUGAAUGCAAAAGAUAUUUAGCCAUCAUUUUUUUCAAACAUUACAAACUGCAUAAUUUCUACGCUAUUACCGCCUAUGUUUGAAGCAUUUUUCGAGUGUUUUUAAAUAUGAAUAUUUAGAGAAGAGUUUUGGCGGAGGAAAGCCGGUAAAUUAGGAAACCCGGUAAGCAUUCAGAACUCUUUGUUGCCAUUCAGUAUCGGUUAUUUGGCAGUAGCUUUCAUAUUGCGCUUACUCUGAUCGCGGGCAAUCAAAACACAGACAAUGUUUAAAACUUGUCUUAAGGGAUCAUUUGCAAUUUUGUUUUUAUAGUUUGUUAUAAGAAAAUAUAUCGGUUUAUAGAAUAUAAUAACUGCGAUUUUCACCAUUGUCGUCCAUUUUGCUUUUUUCUAGAAGUAUCUUAUCUUUUUACCCGAAUUAUGUCUGCUCUAUUUUUAUGUCUGCGUUUAUAUUUUUUUAGGUUAGGUGAAGACUGUCGAAGAAUCGAUGCAGAAAGCAGUGGUGUGAAUGUGAAUGAACUAUGUCGACAUAUUACUUCAUUCAUCAGUUGACACUUGUCUUGAUUGUCAUCCGCGUAUUUAUCCAUUUCCUGACUAAAAUUUAUGAAAUAAAUGACGCAAUCGCACUAUUAAUUAUCCAUUGUAAACAAAUUUGAAGGUAAUAAUGGUCAUCUCUCUCAUGUCCAUAGAACGCCCAAAUACACUUUUCCGGUCGCCAAUACAAUUUUUUUCCAUUUGGCUUAUUUGCCAUGCAAUUGAUUGACAAUAUUCGACAAAUAAGAAUGUUCGAUAGUGCUAAGUCAUUUUAGGUAAUAUAAAUUUACAUUUAUAUCUUCUGACUGAUUUAGAUGCACAUAAUGAUGUAAGUGACCAUCUUGAAAUUGCUGAAGCGCAUUCACCGCUUAGAAUGUCCGCAUCGCACUCGUAGCUGGUAGAGUAGUCGUGGCACGAUCUUCUCGUCUUGUAACUUGAUUUGUAUAAUUUUCAUCCAUUAUCCUGUAAUUUUUUAAAUAGAUUAUGCCUAUGCUUUUCUGUAAGAAUGGAUUUAUUUUAUGCUGCUUAACUAAAAGUCUAUUUUAAUGAUUUGUAACUAUGAUCUCUGUGAAGAAUUCAAAAUGGAUAUAUUUCGUUGUCACUGCCGCAACUACAUUAUUUCGCACCAGGUGCUCACUGUCCGGUUAGCGAAUGAAAUUUUCCAUCAUGUUGAAGAUCGGUUGCCAUCAUCCCCAAUAAGGGGAUAUUUUCCGUCACAAAAAAUAGGUUAUUCCGCAAGGUACAGAAACCGCGCUGCUCCAACCUGGUUUUAAGCAUUCAUUCAUUUAUUGACUCAUUCCAUCUUGGCAUUCCAGCUGAUAUUAACUGCUCUGUUGAUCUGGUGAACCUAAAUAAAAUUACAGAACUAUCAACCUGACGACAUCGAAGAUCAUCCGCAUUCCAAUUAAGUUAGCCAUCGAUUAAAUUUGUAUCUAGUGUGUGGCCAGAUAUUUAUUUUGUCUAACCCAAUAAUGAGACCUGUACAACGAGGCUUAAUUAGAUCGAUUAGUCAAGAUUAUGCGAGAGCGAUUAAUAUGUUUUUUAUUGAUAAGUUCGUGUCCUUGUCUUGCCAUGACCGGUGCCUGGUUGCUUCCGGUGACCUAUGUUCGACCCAAGAACUUUGUAUUUACCUAAUUAAUCUAACAACUUUAACCCCCAAGAUAGUAACAUGUAUUUUGGGUCGUCUAGUCACGGAAAAAAUUAAACUAGAAAAUUUG
Messenger RNA from Hyalella azteca, 6443 nucleotides. Its product is annotated as SH3 domain-containing kinase-binding protein 1. Gene Ontology annotation, molecular function: protein binding. Bases 267 to 2873 code for a protein of 868 amino acids. The record is from RefSeq and is a predicted model, not a curated record. Lineage: Eukaryota; Metazoa; Arthropoda; Malacostraca; Amphipoda; Hyalellidae. The transcript is spliced from 14 exons.